This is a messenger RNA of Ceratina calcarata, 2922 nucleotides long. RefSeq names its product NAP domain-containing protein SET (gene Set). Bases 215 to 1162 code for a protein of 315 amino acids. Gene Ontology annotation, cellular component: nucleus. NCBI's taxonomy places the organism in Eukaryota, Metazoa, Arthropoda, Insecta, Hymenoptera, Apidae. The record is from RefSeq and is a predicted model, not a curated record. The transcript is spliced from 5 exons. Gene Ontology annotation, biological process: nucleosome assembly.
CCUCUAAAGUGGCUCGUCUAGCAGCCAGUAAACCCGUGGUGAUAGUUUAGCUUGGUCGCGCGCCGCGAAUAAUCGUGUGGAUGCACGCACGCACGAGCGUGACAAACGCGUUAUUUGUCGUUCGUUGGUGAUUGUGUGAAAAUAAAUAAACAGAAGAUUUGAACAGGGUCAGAGUGGUGACCAGAGCAAACGAGGAGGCUCGUCGUCCGUAGGAAUGGCUUCGCCUAACAAGAAGGCCAAGGAGCUGGAGGAUCCAGGCUCGGGCGAGGGCGUCGAGUCGUCCCGCGACUACGACGUCGAGAUACAGAAAACACUCGAGGAGAUCGAUGGCUGUCAGAAUCAGAUCGACGGUUUGAACGAGAAGGCCAGCGACGAGAUCCUCGAGGUCGAGAAGAAGUACAACAAGUUGCGUAAGCCGUACUUCCAGAAACGGAACGACAUCAUCAAGAGGAUACCUAACUUUUGGGUCACCGCUUUUGUAAACAAUAAAGAGAUAGCAGAAAUAUUGGAGGAGGAUGAAGAGGAUGCACUACGUUUUUUAAAUAAAUUGGAGGUAGAGGAGUUCGAGGAUAUAAAAUCUGGUUAUAGGAUUAAUUUUCACUUUGACGAGAACCCGUAUUUUGAGAACGACGUUCUGACCAAGGAGUUUCACUUAGGUUCUUCUGGAGACCCAGCGUCCCAAAGCACGCCCAUACGUUGGAAAGAGGGCGGAGAUUUAACAAAACGAGCAAAGACCAAAGCACCGUUGAAGGGUCGCAAGAGGCCGUUGAAGCACAGAUCGUUCUUCGACUGGUUCACGGAUCAUGGCGAUCCCAGCUCGGAUGAGAUCGCAGAACUGAUCAAAGACGAUAUGUGGCCUAAUCCCUUACAGUAUUAUUUAGCACCAGACAUGGACGUGGAGAAUGGUAUUGAAGGAGAUGGUGAGGACUGUGACACGGAGGAGGACGAAGAAGAGGAAGAUGGCGGCGGAGACGAGGGAGAUGAAGCUGGUGAAGGAGAGGAAGGUGAUGAUAGUAUAGUCGUCGUCGAGGACGAUGUAGACGAGGACGAAGAAGAAGAGGAGGCUGUGAACGACGAGGACGACGGUGUGAACGAGGAGGACGAUCUUCUGGUCGACGACGAAGUGGAUCGCGAAGAUGGUGACGGAGAGGAACCAGAAUAGAAUUGAGAAAUAAUUUUUACACAAGCUCGGUUACACACAGUCUCAUAGACAUUGAACAAGGAAGACCGAAAAUACACAUCAGAUUAAUCGAAAAAUAGAUGAAGUUCGCGGGAGUGAAAGAUAAUCGUGAGCCAUAUGAAUAAAAAAUCCAGCUCGGGGCAACUUCGAAGAACUAGAGAGUUUUUUAACCAGUGGCACCGCGAGGAAGUGUUGUUUUGUAUAAAAAGAAAGGAAAUGGAAAUUCGUGCCGUAACGAGGAUGGGUUGACAAUGACAAACAGUGGUUGACAAUGAGAAAGAGCCGUGGUCCUAUUUAAAUAAUGCUCGGCCGCAGGUCGAUUAUUUUAGAAUCCAUUGAAUCUUCGAGUUUAUAUUAUAUAUUCCAAUGUACCAAUCCUCUGCAAAAGGUUCGUCGGUCAAACGUAAUGUACAUUUAACGAUUUGAUAAUUCUUUUCGUUGUAUUCAUAUGGCCUAGUCACGUUUCCUGUAAUGGCAUUAAAUGUCGAACAAAAGCAUUGGCAGUUGACAAAGUCGUUUACGAAUGAUUACAAGAACGCUUCUUGUUUUCAGUAUCACACAUUUCAUUUUUAUUUAGGAACAUCUUAAAAGCUCUGCCUGUGCCAGUACUUCUGUUCUUUGAACGAGUUACGAUUGUUUUAAGUAAAAUCGUCUACGGGCAACUUUUGUUCCGAUAUUGUAGGUAUAUUUUAUUAUGUAUGUACGGAGUAACCUAUUUCAACUAUUAAUCUGAAAAACUAUUUGGCAUUGUUUUUAAGACGAACGUCGCCUCAUUAUAUGAAUUUUGUCUGGAACAUAAUCGUUUUAAAUUAUAUUACUUUGUAUCUUCAAAUGGGACAUCCUGUAUAACAAACGAGCUGCGUUUCAGGUAUUUUGUAGCUUUUAUCAUUGUCUCAUUAAGAUAAUUUAAUUGAAGUGUAAAUGAUCACGGCUCGCAGUGAAUUUUCGUUACUAUUAGUGUCAUCAUUAUUGUACAAUGACUACAAAGAGUAUUUGAAUAACGUUAUACACAUUAGCAAAAGUUUUGAUAGGCUACAUUGUUUUAUUAUAUUCGUACUACUCAAUUAUAAGUACAGUUAUCCUUUGUGUUUAAUAGAACCCGUUCAAUUAUAUUUUUCUAUUAUUUAUUCGGUUUUAUAUAAAUAAAGUAUAGAAUGUGAAACAAAUACUUUUCUUGUAGCCAUUGAAGGCAGAGGGAAACAGAGAAGCAAAGACUAUUUUAUACAUAAUAUGUGUUUCACAGUAAUUUAAUUUAGCCGUAAGGAAAUCAAGUAUAUGAAUUCAGAUUCUCGAUUAACUCAACUUGUAUAAAAGCAUCUAAAAUCCGAAACGCAAUUCAUGAUAACUGUUUUAGAACUGCUUUCUCUUUAAUAACAAUUACGUUAUUUACACUAUGUAACAUAACAGGUUUGUAUGUUACUUAGCAUUAGGGCUCAGAAUAAUGUUUUUAAAAUUAUGCAAAUCUUAUUGUCCUCUUUUAAACUAUGUAUAUUUUGUCAUAGGGCAAUUUUAAUCAUGUCUUUUAAGUACGGACAUCAUAUUAUACUUUUUUAGUGAUAUUACACGCUAUAAAAUAAAUUUCAUUAUUAUUGUCGUAACAUUAAUGUUUACAUUAAUUGUGGAAGGCCACGACGUGAAUGCGAAGAGGCGAAUUUCCCAGAGAAAAUUAUGUGUAUAUCAGAUCAGAGGAUUGUGCGAACGCGUUUUUCUAAGUACAUUAAAUUAUACCAAAUUACGAUUUA